UUUGCCAUGGAAAACUUCACAGGAACAGAAGAUUAUCAGAGAGAUUUCAACCCUAGAGUAUACCUGGAUCUGUAUUAUCGAAACAGCUGUCAAAACAAUGAAAUCUUAAUGUUUGCACUGAGAAAUCUGCAUAAGACCUUUCAUUUAGGUGAUGUUACAGGUACCACACUGAUUGAUAUUGGUUCUGGUCCUACAAUCUACCAGAUACUUGCAGCCUGUGAAAAGUUUACAGAUAUCAUCUGUACGGAUUAUACAGACUCCAAUCGCAGGGAGCUCGAGAGUUGGCUGAAAAACGACCCAGGUGCCUUCAACUGGAGGGCAGUUAUUGAAGCAGCUUGUGAAAUAGAGGGGAACAGGGAGAAAUGGAUAGAGAAACAGGAAACGGUACGAAAAGGAGUUAAACGGGUUUUGAAAUGUGAUGUGACAAAGAGUAACCCAGUGGAGCCUUUAGUACUCCAGCCGUCUGACUGUCUGAUCACCUCACUGUGUCUAGAGGCAGCCUGUAAAGACACGCCAACAUUCCGCUGUGCGCUGAAAAACAUCACCUCCAUGAUCAAACCAGGCGGACACUUAGUCAUGAUUACGGUCUUACAAGAGACUUUCUAUAUGGUCGGUGAGACAAAAUUCUCCUGCUUGUACCUGGAAAAAACAUCAGUGGAAGUUGCUGUAAAGGAAGCUGGCUGUUCUAUUAAAUACACUGAAAUAUGUCCUCUCUCUGCUGAUCAAACUGCAGAUUGUACAGCUGUACUGUUCCUUUUAGCUAGAAAAAAUAAUAUAGUGUAACAUUCUCUGUCUGCAAGUGGAAAAGGUCUAAUACUGCAUUCAAUAAAGGGGAUAUAUACUCAUUUUGUAACAUGAUUUCAUAGCAUAAUAAAAAGCAAUUACAAGU
This is a messenger RNA of Bombina bombina (fire-bellied toad), 889 nucleotides long. Its product is annotated as indolethylamine N-methyltransferase. Gene Ontology annotation, molecular function: N-methyltransferase activity. The transcript has 3 exons. Lineage: Eukaryota; Metazoa; Chordata; Amphibia; Anura; Bombinatoridae. The coding region runs from base 7 to 783 and encodes 258 amino acids. The record is from RefSeq and is a predicted model, not a curated record. Gene Ontology annotation, cellular component: cytosol.